AUGUCGAAAUACUUUGGUUUAUAUUUGUUUCUAUUUGUGAUGAUUUGUCUCAAUUUAAUUAUUUCAAUUUCUGCUCGAACAAUCAUUGUUGAUAAACAAAAUCCAAAACAAUUUAAUACAGCUUUGUCCGAACAUUUGGAUUUUAUUCCUGAUUAUUUCGUCGUCCACCCUCAAUCAGACGUUGAUGCUGAAAAUGAAGAUAAUGAUGAUCAUGAUGUAGACAAUUAUGAAAAACGAAGUUUGAGAAUGAAAUUGGCCAAUAUAUUUGCAAGAUCUGAACCAAAAUAUACUAUUGCAUUUCCUUCCCUCUUACGUUCACGUCGAUCGACUAUCAAGAAGAACAAUAUCUAA
This is a messenger RNA of Adineta ricciae, 351 nucleotides long. Lineage: Eukaryota; Metazoa; Rotifera; Eurotatoria; Adinetida; Adinetidae. The record is from the annotation of a GenBank genome assembly.